ACGCUUAUCACUCGCUGGCCUGGCGUGUUCUGGCUUCCAUAUCUCCCACGACUACUCGAAGAUAGCUGACAUUUCCGUAAUCGGUCUAGGUACAGUCUAAUUCAGAAGAUGAACCGGAUUUGUGUUGGUUUGCUUUUCAUGUCCAUCGUUUCAGUCCGUGGAGAUUGUCCGAAUGGUUAUGUCCGGCAUGAUGAUUCCUGCUACAAGUUCUUUUCCAGUGUUCUGGCCACCUGGGCGGAGUCUUUGACCUACUGUGAACUAUUUGAAAGCAAACUGGCGGUUAUAGAGACAGAACGGGAACAGACGUUUAUCGAAGGGCUACUCAGCAGAGAAUGGCACACAGGUGCCUCGGACGGCGUUUGGGUUGAUGGGACUGACCUACUGAUUGAGGGAGAGUGGGUUUGGGCGGAUGAUGGGACACCCAUCAAUACACAGGGAUAUAAUAAAUGGUUUCCCGGAGAGCCAAAUAGUCUGGGAAGGCGUGGAGAAGAUUGUAUGGACCUCCUACACCAUGAAAAGUACAACUGGAAUGAUAAUUCGUGUGAACGAAAACAGAAUUUCCUCUGUGAAAUAGAGACAGAGGGCAGUUCCGGAAUGGGAGGCGGGAACGCUAACAAUGGCAUCAUCGGAAAGUAAAUUUCAUGUGAAAGUUAUUAUUAUUCUGUGUAUGAAAUAAACUCUUUAAAUCAG
Molecule: messenger RNA, 690 nt
Organism: Pecten maximus
Lineage: Eukaryota; Metazoa; Mollusca; Bivalvia; Pectinida; Pectinidae
Product: perlucin-like
Exons: 5
Coding region: 109-636 (175 amino acids)
Molecular function (GO): signaling receptor activity
Source: RefSeq, a predicted model, not a curated record